GAGGACACCAUUGUAAGAGCAGGCCCCUCCUCCCAUCGUCCAUUUGCCAUCGAUGAGACAACAAAAAGAAACCAACCAAUCAAACGUGUGAAUCCUGCUGUACACCCACCCACACACACCCAUCUCAGAACCCUCUUGCCUCCAAAACACCAAACUUCCUUUACCUCAUUUCGCUAAAAAAAUAUCGUCAGUCAUGGCCUAAAAUCAAACCAAAACCUCUCUCUUUCUCUCUCCAUCCCUUAAUAAUCUCUCGCUGUCAUCGCAAAAAUCCCAAAAAAUGGCCUCUCUCUCUGGCCUCUGCUCCUCUUCUCCCUCUCUCAAACCCAAGCACUCUCUUUGGAAAACCACCCUUAAUCCUCCCCUACUCAAAACCUCGCUCACAUAUCGAACUCGGACUCUACUCACUCCUACUCGCUCAAUCGCUAGCGAUAUCCCCGCCGAUUUAUCAAAAACAAACGACAAACUUCCGAACAAGCCUAAACAACUCGGACUAGAAAAAGAUCCUAAUUCUCUAUGGAGGAGAUACGUUGACUGGCUCUACCAGCACAAGGAAUUAGGGUUGUAUUUGGAUGUGAGUCGGAUCGGUUUCACGGACGAGUUUGUUUCGGAAAUGGAGCCCCGAUUCCAUAAGGCGUUUAAGGACAUGGAGGAAUUAGAGAAGGGCGCGAUUGCCAAUCCUGAUGAAGGGAGAAUGGUUGGGCAUUAUUGGUUGAGGAAUUCAACCUUAGCGCCUAAGUCGUUUUUGAAAACUCAGAUUGAUAAGGCUCUUGAUGCUGUUUGUGAUUUUGCUGAUCAAGUCGUCAGUGGUAAGAUUAAGACUCCGGACGGGGGGCGUUUUACUCAAAUACUUUCUGUUGGGAUUGGUGGUUCAGCUCUCGGUCCGCAGUUUGUUGCGGAGGCAUUGGCGCCCGAUAAUCCUCCUCUCAAGAUAAGGUUCAUUGAUAAUACAGACCCUGCUGGAAUUGAUCAUCAGAUUGCUCAGCUUGGACCCGAGCUGGCUUCUACUCUUGUCAUUGUGAUUUCAAAGAGUGGAGGAACCCCUGAAACUAGAAAUGGUUUGUUGGAAGUACAGCAGGCCUUUCGUGAAGCUGGACUGGAUUUUGCAAAACAGGGUGUCGCUAUAACACAAGAAAAUUCAUUACUAGACAACACUGCAAGAAUUGAGGGCUGGUUGGCUAGAUUCCCUAUGUUUGAUUGGGUGGGUGGUAGGACAUCUGAAAUGUCUGCAGUUGGCCUGCUUCCAGCAGCGCUUCAGGGGAUUGACAUCAGAGAAAUGCUAGCUGGUGCGGCAUUGAUGGAUGAGGCAAAUAGGACCACAGUGCUUAGGAAUAACCCUGCAGCUUUGCUAGCUUUAUGUUGGUAUUGGGCUUCUGAGGGGGUGGGAUCUAAGGACAUGGUUGUGCUUCCAUACAAGGACAGCCUAUUGCUAUUCAGUAGGUAUUUGCAACAGCUGGUCAUGGAAUCACUUGGAAAGGAAUUUGAUCUUGAUGGUAAUCGGGUAAAUCAAGGACUUACCGUCUAUGGAAAUAAAGGGAGCACGGAUCAGCAUGCUUACAUUCAACAACUGAGAGAAGGAGUGCACAAUUUCUUUGUAACGUUCAUUGAAGUGCUACGAGAUAGACCCCCUGGCCAUGAUUGGGAGCUUGAACCAGGUGUCACAUGUGGUGACUACCUAUUUGGAAUGUUACAGGGAACUCGGUCAGCUCUGUAUGCCAAGGACAGGGAAUCUAUAACAGUCACAGUGCAAGAAGUGACCCCCAGAUCUGUUGGGGCUCUUAUUGGGCUUUAUGAGCGGGCAGUUGGGAUAUAUGCCUCACUUGUCAACAUCAAUGCUUAUCAUCAACCUGGUGUGGAAGCAGGGAAGAAAGCAGCAGGAGAAGUUUUAGCUCUUCAGAAGCGGGUUUUGGCAGUGCUCAAUGAGGCAAGCUGCAAACAGCCCGUGGAACCAUUGACAAUCGAGGAAGUAGCCGAUCGUUGCCAUGCUACCGAAGAUAUUGAAAUGAUAUACAAGAUAAUUGCACACAUGGCUGCUAAUGACAGAGCACUUAUAGCUGAAGGCAGCUGUGGUUCACCGCGCAGUCUCAAAGUUUUCCUUGGAGAGUGUAAUGUGGAUGAGCUAUUUGCCUAAAUUUAUAACAGUGAAGAUCAUAACAAAACAUGUCUUCAAGUUCGGAAAAAGAACUCCAAUAAGCUGAUUUUGAACUGCAUGUAUUACAUGAGCUGAGAUUUUUUUAAACCUUGAGCACUCAUCAAAAUAAAAAAGUUUCCAUUGUCCUUGUGUGUGAUUAGAACCACUGUCAAGAAAGUUGCCCCCUGUAAGACGUAUUUGUUUGGGAUCAAGUGUCAUUUGAAAGCAUCUUGUAUUAUACCGGUGGGUUGCCCUCAA
Molecule: messenger RNA, 2386 nt
Organism: Populus trichocarpa (black cottonwood)
Lineage: Eukaryota; Viridiplantae; Streptophyta; Magnoliopsida; Malpighiales; Salicaceae
Product: glucose-6-phosphate isomerase 1, chloroplastic
Exons: 14
Coding region: 278-2128 (616 amino acids)
Biological process (GO): gluconeogenesis; glucose 6-phosphate metabolic process; glycolytic process
Cellular component (GO): cytosol
Molecular function (GO): monosaccharide binding; carbohydrate derivative binding; glucose-6-phosphate isomerase activity
Source: RefSeq, a predicted model, not a curated record